Messenger RNA from Zonotrichia leucophrys gambelii, 1520 nucleotides. It is a transcript of the gene APEX1, whose product is annotated as apurinic/apyrimidinic endodeoxyribonuclease 1. Gene Ontology annotation, biological process: base-excision repair. The transcript has 5 exons. Gene Ontology annotation, molecular function: endonuclease activity; double-stranded DNA 3'-5' DNA exonuclease activity; DNA-(apurinic or apyrimidinic site) endonuclease activity. The record is from RefSeq and is a predicted model, not a curated record. Lineage: Eukaryota; Metazoa; Chordata; Aves; Passeriformes; Passerellidae. Gene Ontology annotation, cellular component: nucleus. Bases 308 to 1225 code for a protein of 305 amino acids.
GUCACGCACGGUGCGCUCCGCCGCUCUGACGUCACGCCGCCGCCCCCCCGCCGGUUCUCCCUCCUCACGGCGCUUCUCCCGCCGCUCCGCUACGUCAAUUCCGUUUCCCGCCUCAAUCCUCUCGCAGCCUCCGGAGCGUUUCCGGUUCCGGCCACGCCCCCCAUUGACCACCAGCUCCCCUCACGGCUUCCCGCGCUCGCGGAGUCUCCGCUCCCGCCGCCGCCGCUGAUUGGUCCCGCGCUCUGAGGGGCGGAGCUUGAAGGCCAAAGGGGGCGUAACCAGUGGCGGAAAGGGCGGGGCCAGCGCCAUGCCGAAGCGCGGGAAGAAGAAGGAGGAGAACGGGAGCGAGGACGAGGCCGGCCCCGCCCCUGCCAAGGCCCCCAAGGCCUCCCCGGCCCCGCUGUACGAGGACCCGCCCACCCGCGAGGCCACGCCCGAGGGGCGGCGCUGGACGCUCAAGGUGACGUCAUGGAACGUGGACGGGCUGAGGGCGUGGCUUAAAAAAGGCGGGGCCAAGUGGGUUCAAGAGGAGGCCCCGGACGUGCUGUGUCUGCAGGAGACCAAGUGCGCGGAGUCGGCGGUGCCGGCCGAGCUGCGGGAGCUGCCGGGGCUGCCGCACCAGUUCUGGAGCAGCGCCAAGGACCGGCCGGGCUACAGCGGCGUGGGGCUGCUGGCCAAGACCGAGCCCCUCGACGUCACCUACGGCAUCGGUGACCCCGAGCACGACGUGGACGGCCGGGUGGUGACGGCCGAGUUCCCCUCGCUGUUCGUGGUCUGCGCCUACGUGCCCAACGCCGGGCGCGGCCUGGUGCGCCUGGAGCCGCGGCUGCGCUUCGACGCCGCCUUCCUGCGCUUCCUGCGCGGCCUGGACGCGCGCAAGCCCGUGCUGCUCUGCGGCGACCUCAACGUGGCGCACCGCGAGAUCGACCUGUGCCACCCGCGCGCCAACCGCGCCAGCGCCGGCUUCACGCCGCAGGAGAGGGACGGCUUCACCAGGCUCCUCGAGAGCGGCUUCGUGGACUCCUUCCGGCACCUGUACCCCGAGGCCAAGGGCGCCUUCACCUUCUGGACGUACCUGGGCGCGGCGCGGGCGCGCAACGUGGGCUGGCGGCUGGACUACGCCGUGGUGUCGCAGCGCCUGGCGGGGGCGCUGUGCGACUGCAAGAUCCGCAACACGGUGCAGGGCAGCGACCACUGCCCCAUCACCGCCCUGCUGGCCGUCUAGGGAGCGGCUGUCGUGCCGAUAUUGGGGCGAGAUUGGGCAAAAUCGGGCAAAGUUGCAUUUUAAUAUGCUUUCGGCUUUUAGUUUGGUGGUUUGGGCCCAAAACUGGCUAAAAUCGGCCCAAAAUGAGCCUAAAUUGACUUAAAAUUGGUCAAACUCACAGACGUUUUUAAGUGCAUGUGUCGUUGCCCAAAAUUGGCUCGUUUUGGCCCAAAAUUGGCCUAAAUGCGAUCAGAAUUGCUCAAAAUUGGAGUUUGACGCAUUUCCCGCUCUUGAUUACACGUGUUUUAGCCCAAAA